This is a messenger RNA of Peniophora sp. CBMAI 1063, 1275 nucleotides long. The record is from the annotation of a GenBank genome assembly. NCBI's taxonomy places the organism in Eukaryota, Fungi, Basidiomycota, Agaricomycetes, Russulales, Peniophoraceae.
AUGGCGAGCGGAGCCGAAGGUCGACGCGAUCACGUCUGUGUCAGCGCGCUCAACGCGCCUCGGUCUCGCCGCGCCGACGGAAUCAGCAAUUGGUUGACCAAGAACCCCUACGCGCAUCGGGGGCGCGGUGUAUGCGUGGGCACCGCACCACUUGCCUCCGGCCACGACGACAUGUCCGACUCCAAGGGUCCCAAAACGAACAAGAUAUUGUUCGAGCCCGCGCCGGGCACCGUCGUGAAGCCUAUAUGGAAGUACGACGAGGAGCAGAAGGCGAAGAUUGAGGCUCUGCGCGAGUACGCGCAAGGUCUGCGUCUGCCUGACUCUGACCCUUAUGCGGAAUGGGAGGCCCGAUGGCUGGACCGUCCUGAGACUAUUCCGCGGUAUAUACGUGCGGCGAAGUGGAAGCUUGAGGAUGGCAAGAAGCGCAUAAAGAAGACUCUUGAAUGGAGGCGCGAGUACAAGCCAGAGCUUAUCCCGCCAGAUGAAGUCAAGAUCGAAGCAGAGACGGGCAAAAUUAUCUUGACUGGAUAUGACGUAGGUAUGUUGACUGUCCGGAAGGCCUUAUCUGAACGCGAUUCUGAACGAAUUUCGCCAAUUAUCUACAUGCGACCCGGCCGAGAAAACACCCAAACGUCUCCACGGCAACUACGACAUUUGGUCUGGGUACUAGAGCGUGCCACGGACAUGAUGCCGCCUGGCCAGGAAUCACUAAUGAUUAUCGUUGACUACAAGAGCACAAGCUUACGCACGAACCCAUCCGUCUCUGUUGCAAGCAAGGUCCUUGUCAUCUUGCAACAGCAUUACUGCGAGAGGCUAGGCCGUGCCAUUGUCACAAACCUUCCUACCCUUUUGAAGUUCUUCUACACUGGUAUCCAGCCUUUCCUUGACCCCGUUACCCGCGACAAGAUGCGCUUCAACCCUGAUCUCUUCGAACUGGUGCCCAAAUCGCAACUUGACGCCGAUUUGGGUGGCGACUACAACUUCGAAUAUGACUUCGAGAGCUAUUGGGCUCAGAUGGUCGAGCAUUGUAACAUCGCGCCCGACGGCACACGGUUGAAGAAGGAUGCCGCCCCUGAAGCACCAGCGCCUGAGGCAGCCGAGGCUCCCGCUAGUACUGAAAAGACUGCUGCACCUGCCGCCAAUGGUGACAAUGUACCUCACACUGGGGCCACCAUGUCCGACUUCAUGUCCACCGCGGACGCGGCGCCAGGUGGCGCUGAGGACCCAGAUGGACUUCCAGUCACCGAGCCCAAAGCCAUCGCGGUCAUUGCUUGA